AUGACAAGUCGAUCGCCAAGCUCAACCCCUGAGAGGAUGCCCAGGCGUGCAACAGGUUCGACGGGCGCAUCGCCUGUGUCUUCGCAGACAUCAGCAUCUAGCCACAUAUUUGGAGACUAUGAUCCGCCGAAACAGGCUGGCAGCCAGGACAACGAAGCAAAUGGUAAGGAAGGAUUACAGCAGGUUCCACAAAGGGCCCUUGGUGUCCAUAACAUACCCAACCCUGUGGAGCCACGACUACUGGCUUCAGGGGAUAACAGCUUUUCAUCUGCUAAGCGACCGUUCGAAGACAAAACUCCGGAAGACACCAGACCUCCAUGUCCCCAUCUACAUCCUCUGACGAGAGCACCCACUGGUCCUCCCUCAGCGAUGUCGGAUCAUGGUAGCCAUGCACCUGGUCGCGCACAACCGCCUCUGGCACAUUCUCAAACUUCAUAUUCUCCUAACACGCAGGCUGGUCGGCCCUUCCCGAGCCCGGGGCCCCCAAGCGAGUCCGCCUCGCCAUGGUCGGAAACACUGCGAAGACAUGGGAUGGGAGGGUCCCUUUUUGGCGUCGAGGGACAGCAAGCCAUGUUGACACUUCCGGGAAGCGAGGCCCCUAUCCCUGUGCAUAUGGACUUUUCGCAGGCGUCCAAGAAAGCAGAUGAGAAGAGGCAGAGAAAUGCAGUGGCUUCGACAAGGCACAGGAGGAAGAAGAAGAUCAUGCAGGAAGAGAACGCAAAACAGCUACAAGAGCUUCGGGACGAAAGGCGUCUCAUGGAGAUACGGAUCGAGGAGUUGAUUCAACAGCGGGACUUCUACCGUGAAGACCGUAACCGUUUACGAGACAUUGUCGCACAAACGCCGUCAAUAAGUGGCAUUGCUGCUGGACCUUCUAGUCCUACUAUUUCGACAAGCAAUUCUUAUGCAGAGACUGGGUCCAUGAGUUACGGAGAUGGACUAUCGAACGAAAGACCAGCCCAACGCCGUUGA
This is a messenger RNA of Fusarium proliferatum ET1, 972 nucleotides long. RefSeq lists its product as uncharacterized. Gene Ontology annotation, molecular function: DNA-binding transcription factor activity. Lineage: Eukaryota; Fungi; Ascomycota; Sordariomycetes; Hypocreales; Nectriaceae. The record is from RefSeq and is a predicted model, not a curated record. Bases 1 to 972 code for a protein of 323 amino acids. Gene Ontology annotation, biological process: regulation of DNA-templated transcription. The transcript has 2 exons.